AUGCCCCAGCAUCCGGGCCUCCCAUAUCUGACUGCAGCACUUCCAGCCAUUCUCUCUUCAGAGAACUUGACGGCCUUUGUCCGCGCCAUUCUCAACCCCGUCGAUGCCCGUAUCCCCAAAGUCGAUUGCCCCCGUCCCAAUGCGGCGCGAUACGCUCAUCUCCAGGCCACGACAGGUUCAGGUCCAUCGCCUUCGCUACCUCGCUAUUUCUUCGCGCUCAACCUCCGCAACUGCCUCUCUCUCCUCCCGCAGCUCCUCGGGAGCAUUCUCGAAGCAAUCCGUUUCCUCGGCCCCGCGCACUGCGCCCUCUCCAUCGUCGAAGGCAACUCCCCCGAUGGCACUGCCGAAGUCAUUGCUGCCCUCGAGCCCGAGCUUGCUAGAUUGGGUAUCCAAACCUACUUCACCCUCCAUAAUACGAUCGACCCGCUCGCCGAGGGCAACGACCGCUUCUCGUCGCUCGCUACGCUACGGAACCUGGCCCUCGCGCCGCUCCUUAGAGGCGGCGCCGCCUCUACAGGCCCUCCUUCUACCAACACCGCCGCCACACACAAUGGAGACAACGACGACGCGCCUACCACCGUGCUCUUCAUCAACGACGUGGCCAUCUGCGCCGACGACAUCCUCGAGCUGGCGCACCAGCGCGCGCGGCAGGGCGCCGACAUGGCCUGCGCGCUGGACUGGACGGGCGCCGAUCCGGCCAUCUUCUACGACGUGUACGUGGCGCGCGCCAUCAACGGCGACCUCUUCUUCGACGUGCCCCCGGACACGGUCAGCUGGGCGCGCGCGGCGGAUCUCUUCUGGAACGAGCCGGUCGCGCGGGCCCGCCUGGCGCGCCGCGCGCCGUUCCAGGUGUUUACCUGCUGGAACGGCGCCGUCGCCUUCUCCGCGCGGCCGCUGCUCGAGCGCAAGGUCGCGUUCCGCGCGGCGCGCGCCGACCGCGGCGAGUGCCACCAGGGCGAGCCGCAGCUCUUUUGCAAGGAUCUUUGGUUUCAUGGGUACGGCAAGAUCAUGGUCGUCCCGAGCGUCAAUCUGGAGUACUCGGUCGAGAGGGGGCGGGAAAUCAAGAAGCUUAAGGGGUUUGCUUCGCAGGCGGCUGCCGAAGAGGACGACGAUUUCAGGAUUGAGUGGCUGCCGCCACCAGACCUGGUCAAGUGCAUGCCAACUUUUAAUGAUCAAACUUGGCGACCUUGGAACGAGACACUGGUUUAA
Thermothielavioides terrestris NRRL 8126 is the source of this 1209-nucleotide messenger RNA. RefSeq names its product glycosyltransferase family 69 protein. The record is from RefSeq and is a predicted model, not a curated record. The coding region runs from base 1 to 1209 and encodes 402 amino acids. The transcript has a single exon. NCBI's taxonomy places the organism in Eukaryota, Fungi, Ascomycota, Sordariomycetes, Sordariales, Chaetomiaceae.